Molecule: messenger RNA, 2010 nt
Organism: Spodoptera littoralis (African cotton leafworm)
Lineage: Eukaryota; Metazoa; Arthropoda; Insecta; Lepidoptera; Noctuidae
Source: the annotation of a GenBank genome assembly
AUGUUUCGAUUUACCUUAAUAUUAUGGCUUGCUUUAGGACUAUGCAAGUCAGCACCAGUGGACGAAUUCAACGGUUUUAUAAAGCAAGGAGAAUUGUCAGCUAAUCCUGAUGGAGACUUAACGGGAAUUGUGCCUGGAUACCUUCCUCAGGGAUCUCAAAAAUCUGAUCUGUUUAGUGGCUUAUUGGGGUUACAAAGUGAAUACGUAACCUUGACAGAUUUCGUCCAAAAAAGUGCCAAUUUAAAAGGUCUUACUUUUAACAUCUACAAUGAGGAUAUGAAAGAUGUUGCCAAUGGUUUAUUUAAAUUACUAUAUAACGCAGAAGAUUUUGGCUAUGAUAUUGAAAAGAUAAUAAAUUUAAAUGAAUUUAAUGAUGACUUGGUAACGUACGCGAAGCAAAUAAAUUUGUUGUAUAGGGACAAAAAAUUUAAUGUCGAUGAAUAUCCACCACCUUUCACCACAAAACCGAACCAUUUUGUAAAUGGUGAAACUAUAGUAAAAGCUUUGAAACUUGCAAACUACAUUAACAAUGACAUAGAUAUCACAGAUGAGGCUAAUGUUGACCAGUACUUCAAGACUUAUGAUAUUCUCACAAUUAACUCUAACUAUUCUGGUUGGAACCUGCCAGAGAAUGGAGGUGAAGAGUUGUUGAACUACUUCAGAGAAGACAUAGGAUUGAAUAGUUACUACUACGGCGUGCACUUGAUGCAUCCUUUUUGGUUGUUUCAUAAUAAACUGUAUACAGCAAACUCAAGGUCAGAUGAACAUUACUAUUACAUUCACCAGCAGUUGGCAGCACGUUUAUACCUUGAGAAAGAACAUUUGCGUCAGGAAAACGUGACUAAGAAAACUGAAUUUGGUGACUACCAUCCUUAUCUCAUUCAUGAGAAUGGAUUGCCUUUCCCGACCAGGUCAGGAACUAUGGGAGAUUGGAAUGAAGAUAGAGCUAAAAUCAAAUCUAUUGACAUUGCUAUUAAAGAGUGUAUGGCAAGAAGACUGAUUGUAAUAGAUAGGAAAACUAUAGAAUUAACUGAAGAAAAUUAUGUGAAAUUACUGACCCGAUUAUUCAGAGGUAAUUUUGAGGUUGGCAAAGUUUCUAAAGUUAUAAGGUCUUUGUUUGGUUAUGGUGGAAAUGGAUAUCCAAUUGAAGGAUAUAACCCAGCACCAUCUUUACUACACCAUCCAGAAACAUCAUUAAGAGAUCCAAUAUACUGGUACAUGAUGCAGUACGUUAUCAACUACUUUACUGAAUUCACGGAGUUCAUCGAACCACUUUAUAUGCAAAAGGAUGAUGCCACAAAACACUGUGAAAUUAUUGAAGCUGAUUUACCAAAAAUAACAACGUAUUUUAGCUACUACCAAUUUGAUAUCAGCAAUGCUGUCUUCAAAACAGAUUCUCCAGAAGAUAGAAUGCCAUUGACAAUAACAGCGCGACAGAAAAGACUUAAACAUUCCAAGUUUGAAUUUAACUUUACCGUUGAUUGUACCGGUGUGAAGGAUACUAUUGUUCGAUUGUUCCUUGGACCACCGUGUACUGACAGAUGUUGGGAGGAAUAUACACACUUUUUCGAACUAGAUAAGUUUGCCUUUGCUCCAGCAGAAGAAGGAUUAAGCACCAUAAUCUGGUCACCAGAGAUUUCAACUAGAUUCUCAGAUGACGAAUAUUAUAAUUUGGAAGGCUCAUCAUCACAAACAGAUAAAACAAAUAAUUUUAAUCUAUUUAAGUUUCCAGAAAAUCUUAUUAUACCUAGAGGUACUCCAAAUGGACUGAAUCUUACAUUAUUUAUCAUGAUUACACCAGCUGACGAAUAUUUAGAUGAACAUACUUUUAUCAAAUUCUUUGGCGAAAUAAGAAACGAUCUUGACAAUAAACCGGCAGGAUAUCCCUUUAAUAGGCCAGCAGUUGGGUACUAUGACGAUGCUCCUAAUUAUAAAUUCUAUAACAUCACAAUAUAUCAUAAGAAAAACCACAUUUCAAAGAAUGGUUACUUCUCACCUCACUUGCAUUAA